This is a messenger RNA of Coregonus clupeaformis (lake whitefish), 3106 nucleotides long. Its product is annotated as cadherin-4-like. Gene Ontology annotation, molecular function: cadherin binding; calcium ion binding. Lineage: Eukaryota; Metazoa; Chordata; Actinopteri; Salmoniformes; Salmonidae. The transcript is spliced from 17 exons. The record is from RefSeq and is a predicted model, not a curated record. The coding region runs from base 159 to 2969 and encodes 936 amino acids. Gene Ontology annotation, cellular component: plasma membrane; adherens junction; catenin complex. Gene Ontology annotation, biological process: adherens junction organization; calcium-dependent cell-cell adhesion; homophilic cell-cell adhesion.
GAAGUCGGGACGGGCGUUCUACUUCUGAAGAGCUUACCACUGCAAGUGCAGAGCACAGGGUGGACAUACCACCCGCGGGGAAAUUAUACACUUACCAGAGAAGAAAUACGAGUCGUGUCACCUUUUCCAGCUCAAGGAGCCUCUGCUCGCCUGCAACGAUGAAAACUGCCUUCGUUCUCUUGCUGACAGCAGCCUUACAACUAGCCACGUUUUGGGGGACUAAUGGAGACCUCGUGUCCAAAGCCCCCUGCAGACCCGGCUUCUCGCAAAGUUCUUACUUUAUGCUCAUUUCAAGGGAUGUACUGCGAAGCCAGAGCAUACUUAAAGAUACCAUCGUGUCAUCAUGGAAAGUGAGGUUUGAUGACUGUAUGGAGAAUGAGGGAGUGGUCUUUCAGAGCGGUGACCCCAGGUUCAGCGUUGGGACCGAUGGUUCCAUCUACACCCAGAGAGAGGUGGCAGGCCUGACCGGACCGGUCCAGUUCACGGUCACUGCCAGUGGUCCACACACACACGUGUGGGAGACCACGGUCAAACUGGCCCUGAUGGGGCAACACACACCCUCACCACCAGGCAAUCAGAUCACAGUGGAACAAGGGAAAGAAGGGGAGAGGAAGGAGGAAGGGGGGGUCAAAGUACCACCAGAGUUCCAGGCCCCACCCACUGUCAUCAUGUUUCCCAGCCAACGGGAGAUGAGCUCCAAGGGACUGCGGAGACAAAAGAGAGACUGGGUCAUUCCACCAAUCAACGUGCCUGAAAACUCCAGAGGGCCCUUCCCACAGAUGCUUGUCAGCAUCCGGUCGGACCAGGACCGUAACAUCUCCAUCCGGUACAGUAUCACAGGGGUGGGAGCGGACCAGCCACCCAAUGAGGUGUUCAGUAUCGACCCUGUUGCCGGGAAGAUGUUCGUCACCAAACCUCUGGACCGAGAGAGGAGAUCAUCUUACCAUCUUCGUGCCCAUGCGGUGAACAUGAAUGGUGAGCGGGUGGAGAGCCCCAUAGACCUGUACAUCUAUGUCAUAGACAUGAACGACAACCGGCCUGAGUUCAAGAACCAGGUCUACAACGGCUCUGUGGAUGAGGGCUCCAAGCCAGGUACAUUUGUGAUGCACCUGGCAGCCUUUGAUAAUGAUGACAACACCACGGCCAAUGGGAUGGUGCGCUACCGGAUCCUCUCCCAGACGCCACACAGCCCCAUCCCCAACAUGUUCACCAUCAACAGCGAGACCGGAGACAUCAUCACCGUGGCAGCAGGCCUCGACCGCGAGAAAGUGUCCCAGUACAGCAUCAUAGUCCAGGCCACGGACAUGGAGGGCAACCUGAACUUUGGCCUGUCCAACACGGCCACUGCCAUCAUCUCUGUCACAGACAUCAACGACAACCCACCGGAGCUCACCUCCAGAACCUUUUCAGGGGAGGUCCCAGAGAACCGGGUCAAUGUUGUGGUUGCCAACCUGACCGUGAUUGACCGGGACCAGCCGCACUCGCCCAACUGGAAUGCUGUGUACAGGAUAAUCAGCGGAGACCCAAUAGGUCACUUCACCAUCAUCACCGACCCACACACCAACGACGGCAUGGUUACCGUCGAGAAGCCGGUGGACUUUGAGCAAAACAGGGCCUUCAUGCUGACAGUGGUGGUCAACAACCAGGCCCAGCUGGCCAGUGGGAUCCAGUCGUCCCUCCAGUCCACAUCUGGGGUCACCAUCUCCGUGGUAGACAUCAACGAACCGCCCUACUUCCCUUCUAACCCCAAGUCCAUUCGCUUUGAGGAGGGCGUCCCAGCUGGCACCUCUCUGACCACCUUCUCAGCCAGCGACCCUGACCGCUUCAUGCAGCAGAGCAUCAGGUAUUCUAAGUUGGCCGACCCAGCUGACUGGCUGUCCAUCAACAACACCAACGGUCAGAUCAUCACCACGGCAACUCUGGACAGAGAGUCCAUCUACGUCAAAAACAACAUAUAUGAAGCCACCUUCCUCGCAGUUGACAACGGCUCUCCCAUGGCCAGUGGUACAGGGACCCUCCAGAUCUAUCUGAUAGAUGUGAAUGACAACGCUCCGUCUCUGCUGCCCCGUGAGUCUCAGAUCUGUGAACGCAUCAACCGUAAUGCCGGCAUCAACAUCACGGCUGCAGACGCAGACAUGGACCCCAACGUAGGCCCUUUCGUCUUCGAGCUGCCCACGUUCCCUGCUAGCAUACGACGCAACUGGACCGUGUCACGUCUCAACGGUGACUAUGCCCGGUUGAGUUUACGGACCCAGUAUCUGGAGCCGGGGGUGUAUGAGGUGCCUGUGAUUGUGACCGACUCGGGGAACCCUCCCCUCUCCAACAGGUCCAUUAUCAAGGUCAAGGUGUGUCCAUGUGAUGAGAACGGAGACUGCACCCUUGUCGGGGCUGUGGCUGCCCCUGGACUUGGGACUGGAGCCAUCAUAGCCAUACUCAUCUGUAUCAUCAUACUGCUCAGUAUGGUGCUAGUAUUUGUACUGUGGAUGAAGCGCAGAGAGAAGGAGAGACAGACCAAACAGCUGCUGAUCGACCCCGAGGACGAUGUCAGAGACAACAUCCUGAAAUACGAUGAGGAGGGAGGGGGAGAGGAGGAUCAGGACUAUGACCUGAGCCAGCUGCAGCAGCCUGACUCCUUGGAGCACAUCAUCAGUAAGCCCCCAGGGGUACGGAGGGUGGACGAGCGCCCCAUCAUCCCUGAGUCCCAGUACCCCAUCCGUCCUGUGGUCCCUCACCCUGGGGAUAUCGGGGACUUCAUCAACGAGGGUCUGCGGGCAGCAGACAAUGACCCCACAGCCCCUCCCUACGACUCCCUCCUGGUGUUUGACUACGAGGGCAGCGGCUCCACGGCUGGCUCCGUCAGCUCCCUCAACUCCUCCAGCACAGGGGACCAGGACUACGACUACCUCAACGACUGGGGCCCCCGCUUCAAGAAGCUGGCCGACAUGUACGGGGGAGGGGACGACGAAUAGGGCCACAGGUGGGCCUCGUUAAAGAUCAACUCCCCCAGCCGAACCCCCUCAGCUGGUCUGCCAUGCUCUCUCUGUCUCGCCAACCUUGGAGAGACAGAUAACACACACACACACACCAAUGCACACACCGAUGCACA